Messenger RNA from Melozone crissalis (California towhee), 3123 nucleotides. It is a transcript of the gene KCNC4, whose product is annotated as potassium voltage-gated channel subfamily C member 4. The record is from RefSeq and is a predicted model, not a curated record. The coding region runs from base 206 to 2377 and encodes 723 amino acids. Gene Ontology annotation, cellular component: axon; neuronal cell body membrane; dendrite membrane. The transcript has 5 exons. Lineage: Eukaryota; Metazoa; Chordata; Aves; Passeriformes; Passerellidae. Gene Ontology annotation, biological process: protein homooligomerization; potassium ion transmembrane transport. Gene Ontology annotation, molecular function: delayed rectifier potassium channel activity; protein binding.
UAAAAGAUCUCUUCCUUCCCCAGAAACAACUCAUUUGUCUGCUUGGCCACCUCCUCCCACCCCAGGCGCGGCCGCGCUCGGGUGCACGGAGCUUUUCCUGGCGGGAUGAAAGUCGGCAGAUAAAACAGAUAAACCAUCAGCAUCAGGUCGCAGCAUCCCUCACUCCUGGCCAGCUCAGGAGCCGAGCUGCGAUGCCUGGCCGGUGAUGCAAGGCUCGAUCUUUCCAGCACGCUUUUCCCUCGGGCUCCAGGCUCUCCCGCGGGUGCAGCUCGGGCUGGUUCGGGUGUGGAGCCUCGGCAGCCUCCACCCGCUCCGGAGCCGGCCCUGGCAGCUGCGGAGUUGCUGUCACACUUGGAGCUUUCUUGGGGCUUUCUCGGUGUCCCCUCUCCGUCAUCCCCUCCCGCCUUGGCCGAGCCCCAGCUCCUCGCCCGGAGGAAGGGUGCACGUUGUGGGCAUCUCCCAUCCACCGAAAUCUAUGAUCAGCUCGGUGUGUGUCUCCUCCUACCGUGGACGCAAGUCUGGGAACAAACCACCCUCCAAAACAUGCCUGAAGGAAGAGAUGGGCAAAGGGGAAGAGUCGGACAAGAUCACCAUCAACGUGGGCGGCACCCGGCAUGAGACCUACAAGAGCACCCUGCGGACUCUGCCGGGCACCCGCCUGGCCUGGCUGGCCGACCCCGACGCCCAGAGCAACUUUGACUUUGAUGGCAAAAGCAACGAGUUCUUCUUCGACCGGCACCCCGGCAUCUUCUCCUACGUGCUCAACUACUACCGCACGGGGAAGCUGCACUGCCCCGCGGACAUCUGCGGACCCCUCUUCGAGGAGGAGCUCACCUACUGGGGCAUCGACGAGACCGACGUGGAGCCCUGCUGCUGGAUGACCUACCGGCAGCACCGCGACGCCGAGGAGGCCCUGGACAUCUUUGAGAGUCCCGAGCCUGGCGGAGGGGCUGCUGGAGAGGAGGCUGAAGAGGAAGGGGGUAGGGAGAUGGCCCUGCAGCGCCUGGGCAUGGAUGACAGGCCUCCAGGGGCAGCAGGGGCGGCUGGAGGGGGUGGAUGCUGCAGGAACUGGCAGCCCAAGAUGUGGGCGCUCUUUGAGGAUCCCUACUCGUCCAAGGCGGCAAGGGUGGUUGCUUUCGCCUCGCUUUUCUUCAUCCUGGUCUCCAUCACAACCUUCUGCCUGGAGACACACGAGGCCUUCAACAUCAACGUCAACGUGACAGAGACCUUGGUGGUGGGCAACACCACAACGGUGCUGCUGACCCACAAGGUGGAGACGGAGCCCAUCCUCACCUACAUCGAAGGGGUCUGCGUGCUGUGGUUCACCCUCGAGUUCCUGGUUCGCAUCAUCUGCUGCCCAGACAAGCUUCUCUUCAUUAAAAACCUGCUCAACAUCAUUGACUUCGUGGCCAUCUUGCCCUUCUACCUGGAGGUGGGUCUCAGUGGCCUGUCCUCCAAAGCUGCCCGGGACGUGCUGGGUUUCCUGCGGGUCGUUCGCUUCGUGCGCAUCCUGCGGAUCUUCAAGCUGACGCGGCACUUUGUGGGUCUGCGCGUGCUGGGCCACACUCUGCGGGCCAGCACCAACGAAUUCCUGCUCCUCAUCAUCUUCCUCGCCUUGGGGGUCUUGAUUUUCGCCACCAUGAUCUACUACGCCGAGCGGAUCGGAGCCAAGACAUCCGACCCCACUGGGAACGACCACACUCACUUUAAGAACAUCCCCAUCGGCUUCUGGUGGGCCGUGGUCACCAUGACCACCCUGGGUUACGGUGACAUGUACCCCAAGACCUGGUCGGGGAUGGUGGUGGGCGCCCUGUGCGCGCUGGCCGGGGUGCUGACCAUCGCCAUGCCCGUGCCCGUCAUCGUCAAUAACUUUGGGAUGUAUUAUUCCUUGGCCAUGGCCAAGCAGAAGCUGCCAAAGAAGAAGAAAAAGCAUAUACCCCGUCCAGCCCAGCUGGACUCACCCACCUAUGGCAAAUCCGAGGAGAACUCGCCCCGGAACAGCACCCAGAGCGACACGUGCCCACUGGCAGUGGAGGAGGGGGUGACUGAGAGGAAACGGUCAGACUCCAAGCAGAACGGGGAGGCCAACGUGGUGCUGUCGGACGAGGAGCAGCCGCUGUCCCCCAUGGACGAGGAGCAGCGGCCGAUGCGGCGCUCCAGCACCCGGGACAAGAACAAGAAAUCCUCCACAUGCUUCCUGCUGGCCACGGGGGACUUCUCCUGUGCAGCAGAUGGAGGCAUCCAGAAAGGCUGUGGAAAGUCGCGGAGCCUGAGCAGCAUUGACGGAGGAGCGGCGCGCCGGGCUCCGCUGGCCUCCCGCUGCAGCUCCCCUUGCUCCCUGCAGCACCCCUGCUCCCCCGUGCCCUCCAUCCUCUAAAGGACCUCGGGGGUCCCUCUGCUCCCCACCACGCCGAGCAGCCCCAGCUGGGACAUCUCCAUCCCCCAGGAGCUGGUUCUGACCCCCUCUCCAGUUCCUCCAUCACGUCUCCACUGAGCUUGUCUGGUGUCCAUGUGGAUGGGCAGUCGCUGGAGGAGGUUUUGGGGUGGUUUUCCCCCUCUUUGAAACCUUAUUCAUCCUAAAUAAACCCUGCAAUUCCCUCUGGUGUUGAGCCCUCCCUCCCGUGGGCCAUUUGUGUUGGGCUAAAGGGUGGUGGAAACACAAGGAGGACAAGUUGACUCAUGAAAUUAUAUCUCAUUGUGCUGGGAAUGGCUGAAUUCAUAUAUUUUUAGGUUUUAUGUUGUUUGGUUUUUUUUUAAAAGCAGCCUCAAGUUUCUGGAGGCAACAGAUGAAUAAACCUCUAUUCCCUGCCCAGCAGUGGUUCCCCUCUUGUUUUGUGCCUUUUUCUGCCUAAAUUCUACUUAUUCUUUCUCCUUCCAACCUCAGGAUGGGCCUGAGGGCCUUGGAAACCAGCCUUGAGAUCCCCUGGAGGCUGGAGGGCCCUGGAAGCGGGGUCAGGGAGCACACAGAGGCUGGGAUGAUAGCUAUGGAUGCUCCCAUGAAGAGCUGGGAAGUGGUGGCAAGAGGAAUAAAGGUCCCUGGCAAAGCUGCUGCUGGAGUGGAUUUGAGAGAGAGAUUUGAGGCAAAAUGAUGCCUAAAUAGAUGUGGGAUGAAUCCUUUUUUGG